Molecule: messenger RNA, 2186 nt
Organism: Ilex paraguariensis (yerba mate)
Lineage: Eukaryota; Viridiplantae; Streptophyta; Magnoliopsida; Aquifoliales; Aquifoliaceae
Source: the annotation of a GenBank genome assembly
AUGACUGUCUUGAUCUAUGAGAAACACACAUCUGGACGCAUGGUAUUUCUUGGUCACAAUGAUGUUCGUGAUGUUGAAGGAAAUGAGUUACCUUGCCUGGUUUAUGUUUCUCGUGAAAAGAGACCAGGGUUUGAUCACCACAAAAAAGCUGGGGCUAUGAAUGCUCUGGUGCGGGUUUCUGCAAUUCUUUCAAAUGCUCCUUUUCUUCUGAAUGUUGACUGUGAUCACUACAUUAACAAUAGCAAGGCGCUAAGGGAAGCCAUGUGUUUCAUGAUGGACCCCACGUCGGGAAAGAAAGUUUGUUAUGUGCAGUUUCCACAAAGAUUUGAUGGUAUAGAUCAUCAUGAUAGAUACUCAAAUCGAAAUGUUGUUUUCUUUGAUAUCAAUAUGAAGGGAUUAGAUGGUUUACAAGGACCAAUAUAUGUUGGAACCGGGUGUGUUUUCAGAAGGCAAGCCCUUUAUGGAUACGAUGCUCCUGUCAAGAAGAAGCCUCCAAGGAAGACCUGUAACUGUUGGCCUAAGUGGUGCUGUCUAUGUUGUGGGUAUAGGAAGAACAAGAAAGGAAAACCAAAGAAGGAGAAGAAGAAGAAAAUGAAGCACAGGGAGGCAUCAAAGCGGAUACAUGCACUUGAAACCAUUGAAGAAGGAAUUGAGGAAAUAAACUCUGAAAAUUCAUCUCAUGCUUCCCAACUAAAACAUGAGAAGAAGUUUGGUCAAUCUCCUGUAUUUGUAGCAUCCACACUUUUGGAAAAUGGUGGUAUACCUCAAGAAGCCAGUUCUGCAUCACUCUUAAAAGAAGCUAUUCAUGUUAUUAGCUGUGGGUAUGAAGAUAAGACAGAAUGGGGAAAAGACGUUGGUUGGAUAUAUGGCUCCGUGACGGAGGAUAUCUUGACAGGAUUCAAGAUGCACUGCCAUGGCUGGCGUUCUGUGUACUGUAUGCCCAAGCGGCCUGCAUUCAAGGGGUCUGCUCCCAUUAAUCUCUCAGAUCGUCUUCACCAGGUUCUACGAUGGGCCCUUGGUUCUGUUGAGAUUUUCCUCAGCAAACACUGUCCGAUCUGGUAUGGAUAUGGAGGUGGAUUAAAAUGGUUGGAAAGAUUCUCCUAUGUAAACUCAGUUGUAUAUCCUUUGACUUCCAUUCCUUUGAUUGUCUACUGUACCUUGCCAGCCAUCUGCCUUCUCACUGGAAAAUUCAUUGUUCCCGAGAUCAGCAACUAUGCCAGCAUUGUCUUCAUGGCCCUCUUCAUAUCCAUUGCUGCAACCGGUAUCAUUGAGAAGCAAUGGGGUGGUGUAGGAAUAGAUGACUGGUGGAGAAAUGAGCAGUUCUGGGUGAUUGGAGGAGUUUCAUCUCACCUUUUUGCUCUCUUCCAGGGGUUACUGAAGGUUUUGGCUGGUGUUAACACAAAUUUUACAGUUACAUCCAAAGGAGGAGAUGAUGACGAAUUCUCUGAGCUUUACCUCUUCAAGUGGACAUCUCUGUUAAUCCCUCCCACAACUCUGUUAAUAAUAAACAUCGUGGGGGUCGUAGUUGGGAUCUCAGACGCCAUCAAUAAUGGGUACGGUUCUUGGGGUCCAUUAUUUGGUAAGCUAUUUUUUGCCUUUUGGGUCAUCGUUCACCUCUAUCCAUUCCUCAAAGGAUUGAUAGGAAAACAAGAUAGGAUGCCCACAAUAAUUUUGGUCUGGUCGAUUCUGCUAGCUUCAAUAUUAACUCUUUUGUGGGUCCGAAUCAAUCCAUUUGUUUCUAGAGAUGGCCCUGUGCUUGAAAUUUGUGGAUUGAAUUGUGAUGAUUGAAAUGCAAGAGUACAGCCUAAAUUAUUGAAGUUGCAUCUAAUAAAUGAUACUUCAGGAGUCGCCAGGGAGAAAGAAAAAGAGGAGAAAGGAAAGACAGAAGUAUUCACUGGCAUGGGUUGUGCCGUAGUAAUACAAUUGAUGGGAAAUUUUCAUGGAAGAAGAUUAUAGUUGGGAGUUUGUAGAUAUGAAGCAGUGGGAGCUGACACAUUGAUUUUUGUUUUACAUUAUUUUAAUUGAUUAUGUUGUUAAAGGCCUUUAUUUUUGUAUUUCUUUUUGGUUUUUGGUGAUUUUGUAUUCAUCGGUGAAUAUUAAAUACAUAAAUUAUGCCCUCUCAACAGGGGGUUUCAUGUAAGUCUAUAAAUAUACUCUCAUCCAGAUUUUUUGAUUUUUCCGGUUUU